CAUUGCGUGUCGCCCACUUGGUACGUUGAACUUGUUGGGUCGAUAUCGUCGACCGGUCAUAAUCAAGUUCAAGUUUGGCGCAUCGCCAUGACUACAAAGUGCAAACAUAAGGUGAUACCACACCCUUUGUCUAGUGUUCAAAGUGUUCAGUCUAUACCCGAGCUGUACGAAGCACGGUAAGUGUCUAAUAAAUGAAUAUUGAAUAAAUUACUUGAAUAUUCGAAGUUUGAUAUAAAAGAUGAGAGUACACGGUACGCGAGCUUAUAUAGAACCGACGCCUGUACCCAAAAUGCCAGCAGGCCUCGUUGAGCUGAUGGAAGGUUUAUCGAGGGAGGUGUUAAAGAAUAAUCCGACUGAAGUAUAUAAGUUUUGUGCACAGCACAUGAGGAAUUUGCUGGUACUGAGAGAUGGUAAACCACCGGAAAAAUAUUUGACUUUGGAACAAAAGAUAAAUAAAGCAAAUAACAUUAUAAAACGAAGAGCAAAUGAAAGACGUCGAAACUUUGAUAAUAAUAUGCAAUUACACGUAGACCAAGAUAUAAUAGAACAGUCAUUCGGUAACGAUGUUGAGAUCGCUUCUAUUGUUUUAAAUGCGGAUAAUAUGAAUACAUCUACAGCAGAUUCGAAAUCGCGCGAAGAAAAUGUAGAUACUACAAAGUAUAAUAUUGAAGACAUUCAUCUAGAUAUUGAGAGAAGUAUCAAAGACAUUAGACAUAAUACUACGGAUGAUAGCGUAGGUAACGAUAACACCGAAACCAAAAACGAUCUUCAUACAAAAGAUAAUACUUCUGAUACAUAUGCAGAUUCCCAGAAUCAAGGGAAUAGCACUGGUUUUGAUAAAGACGACAAAACAAACACUGAGCCAGCUAUUAAUGACGAUAACAAGAAAGUAGUUCAAGAAUUAGAUAUCAAUAUCGAGAAUGAAAUAAAUCCGAUUAUUGUUACUGCUAAUAUUGAAAUUAACGACCAACCCAAUGUAGAAGUGUGUGAAAUAAUCGCAGAAGAAUAUGAUGUCAAGGAAGAAAAAGAAAUUAAACUAAACGAGGAUCCGCAAGGUAAAUCGGAAGAAGCUGACCAAAACAAUAUUCAGAAUAUACAAGGAACUAAUGAACAGAAUCUUACUGUUGAUGGUGACAACAUAAAAGAGAAUAUUGUCAUAUCUCCCCUUGACAGUCUAAAAGAUAGUAUUGCAAACAAUGAAACCGAAAAUUAUGAUAUUAAAGCUAAUUUACAUGUAAAGUAUGCAGCCGUUGAAGAUAUCAAGGAUGCUGAAAAAAAUGAUAGUACUAAUAUCUUAACAGAAGUACGUGUCACAGAUUCGCCUGCUAAAGAUGUUAACAUCGCUGUUUUAGAAAAGAGAGAUGAUACGAAUAAAGAAACUGUUGAAGUUAUUGAAAAGCCGCAAAAUCAAACAAAUACAACAGAAACAAUUGAAAAAGACAUUGAAAUCAAUAACUCUAACAACACUACAGAAAAUAAUGCUACAGCUAAAAUUAUAACUGAGAAUGAUGUUUCUGAAAAUGAGAAUCAAGAAAAGGACAUUAAUACACUAAUAAAAGAAGAAUCUAACAUUAAUAAAAUAUUGAACGAACAAAAAGAUAGUGACAUAGUUAUAAAUAUUCAAAGCGAACAGCAGGAUAAAGAUAAUAAAAAUGAUGCCAACAGUAAUGAUGAUAGUUCUCAACUUUCCAUGAAAGAGUUUGACGACAUCGAAUCGAACAAUAGUAAUGAGCCCGAAACAGAUAAAUUAAAAAAUCCUAAGACUAUGGAUUUGGAAACUGCUGCUAUAACAAUUCAAAAAGUAUUUCGUAAUUUUCUUUUUAGAAGUAAAACGUCUAGUUUAGAAGAACCAACAAACACUGAGUUUAAUAUGUUUGGACGCGAACCCUCAAAGGAUGAAAAUAGUUUUACGAUUCAGAAUCAAAAUAAAGACAGACGAGUUAUGGGUAUAAGUAGGAUGGAUACUGUCUUACAAACGGUUAACGAAGAAAAAUCUCUGUCUUUAUCAACUGACGACUCAUCUACAAUAUCAAGCGCUGCUACUGUCAUUCAAGCUCACAUUAGAGGCUUUCUUUGUAGAAAUAGAUUGAAUCGCAAUAAAAUGACUUCAAGCGCAUCGCUAAACACAUCUAAAGACUCUUCCCCUGUGUCUUCUGAAGCCGAUCCAGACCUCCUUAAAAAUAAAACCGUCUUAAAUAUUCACAUUGUCCCUGAAGGUGGUCAAUUCGUAAGCAGGGAUGAAAGUAUAUUAACUUCAAUGGAAUUGUCUCUUGAUGGUAGUCCACCGACAUCUGCAAAGUUGCAUCCAUUGGGCUAUGAUAAAAGUGAACGUAGAAAGCAAUUGAAACGGGAGGACGCAAUACAAUCAAUUUCUCCACCCAGCAACAAUAGCAGAUUAAGUGAAGAGCAGGACUCUGUCAAAGAAGUGAUUGUUGAUGAGGUUGAAGUUGGCAAAGUAGAAAAGAUUAAUUCCGAAAUUUUUGUUAAGUCUGAACAUGUUAGUGACAAGCAGGAGCAAGUAAAGGAUGUGCUUAAUAGUAAUGAUAAAAUAGAGACGGUAAAUAAUGUGGUUGAAAUGGAACCUGCAGAUUCUCAAAUAACUGUUUCUAAUGAUGAUAUUUUCCCAAACAAUGGUAUAAAGAAAAACUCUUCAGAGGAAAAACUGAAGGAUAAUAAAGUCAGUGAAGAGCAUGAGUUAGUUAACGAAAGUUCUAUUGAAGAAGACAAAAUCGUAAUAGAGAAAGGUAAUUGUGAUAAUGUCCCAGCUGAUUCUCAUGAAAAUAUUCCUAUCCAUAAUGAUGGUGAAAUUGUGAAGGACGAAAAUGAAGCAGAACAGAAGCUCGCAAAAGAAGUGCUUAUUGGAAAAGAAGAAACUGGACAAAAUCUUGAGCCAGAACAGAGAGUUGAUUCUCAAAAACAUGAUGUAGAUCUAAAAGAAAAUGCAGAGGACAAAGUUGUGACGGAAAUAUCAACUGACGAAUUAGACGUGGUAACUCCCUUUACACCAACUGAAGAAAACCUUAAUGAUUCUGAAAAACAAAGGUUGCUACAUUCCGGUGAGUUCCACGAUGUAGUUCUACCGACGAAGGUGUCCCGCAAUGACACGUCAGUCGUCAGUGGUGAGUGAAGACAACUAUUAUCAGAUUUUCACAACGUCCUGGUGUACUUUUUAGUCUGGAAUAAUUAACAAAAUGAUUAAAUAAACAGCUGAGAUUUUAAGUUGCAGAUUUUAUAUUUUUAUUCCUUGUUAUUAAUAAUAACCAUUAAAGUGGUUUACUUUAUA
Messenger RNA from Papilio polytes (common Mormon), 3283 nucleotides. Its product is annotated as probable serine/threonine-protein kinase DDB_G0282963. Gene Ontology annotation, molecular function: calmodulin binding. The record is from RefSeq and is a predicted model, not a curated record. The coding region runs from base 239 to 3127 and encodes 962 amino acids. The transcript is spliced from 4 exons. Lineage: Eukaryota; Metazoa; Arthropoda; Insecta; Lepidoptera; Papilionidae.